CGCUGUGUUUUCGGGUAGCCCCGCCCCCGCGUUACGCAACUGUGCGGACUCAGGCCGAUCGGGGAUGUCGGGCUGCCGGGUGUUGGGGGCCGUGGUGCUGACGGUUCGGAGGAGCGUCGUGUCGCAGCACGGUGUUCUUCCAUAUACAGGUUUUGUGUCCUGGAACCCCUGGAGAUCAUCUAGCUCCAAAACUAAGGGCCAAGAAAGGCUCAAAAAGGAGCCUUUAAAAAAGCCUGAAACGCCUGUUGGCCGCUUUGAUCAUCCACAACAGGAUCCUUUAGGAGGAGAUUCCCUGGAAAGGUUUCCUGAUGACAUCAAUCCAGUUACAAAGGAAAAGGAUGGGCCAAGAGGCCCAGAGCCUACUCGCUAUGGAGACUGGGAGCGAAGGGGACGUUGCAUUGACUUUUAGUGUUUUCUGUUGCUCAGAAGUGAGCUGUAUGUGGUUUGAGUAUCUUGUUAAUAAUAUAUACAGCCCGGCUCUGACUUGAUAGUACUGCUUUAUUCAGAUUGGUAUAGCUCUGUAAUUUGGAAUGGAUAAUACACCAUUACACACUAUUUUAUGGGAUUACUCAGUUCUCUUUUAUCUCUGAAAGGUACGUAUUUUCAUCUCAAUUUGGAAAAAGCAUUUGAAAAUAAAUAAUAACAUGCACUAUUAAUAUCAUGAG
Pristis pectinata (smalltooth sawfish) is the source of this 665-nucleotide messenger RNA. RefSeq names its product succinate dehydrogenase complex assembly factor 4 (gene sdhaf4). The record is from RefSeq and is a predicted model, not a curated record. The transcript has 3 exons. Lineage: Eukaryota; Metazoa; Chordata; Chondrichthyes; Rhinopristiformes; Pristidae. Gene Ontology annotation, biological process: mitochondrial respiratory chain complex II assembly. Gene Ontology annotation, cellular component: mitochondrion. Bases 65 to 409 code for a protein of 114 amino acids.